Molecule: messenger RNA, 6783 nt
Organism: Trichomonas vaginalis G3
Lineage: Eukaryota; Parabasalia; Trichomonadida; Trichomonadidae
Product: beige/BEACH-related family
Exons: 1
Coding region: 1-6783 (2260 amino acids)
Molecular function (GO): protein binding
Source: RefSeq, a predicted model, not a curated record
AUGAAUGUUGAUGAAUUGAUAAAUGCAGUUACGUCUUCAUCAAUAGUCUUAGAUUUCGACAAAGAUACUUCUUUUACCAUCUUAAAUGUUACAUCUUCAAAACAAUCAUCUUAUGAAAUUUCAGAUUCUUUAAUUGACAACAAUGAUGAUGCAGAAUCAUGGGACUUUCCUUCCAUAGAUACAAGAGUCUUAUAUUCAGAUCAAAUUAAGACAAUUUGCGAAGAUUUUGUUCUAAAAUUUCAACAGAAAGAUACAAAUGUAGAAGAUUUUUUAACAUCAUUAGGUAAAAAGAUAUGCUUAAUCUCAGAUCAGUAUUUAUUCGAUUUAACUUUAGUUUUCUUUAACUUUAACAUCUUAAAUCAAAUUCCAAUCUUCUUUGAUAACAUAUUUUCACCAACUUACGCUACACUUAAGCAGAGUACAAAAGAGAAACAGCAGAAGUUACUAUCAUUACGCUAUUUAACAUUUAAUACUUUAUUUCAGAAUCCAUCUGUAUGUUUGACAGAUAUUUGCCGCAAAUGGAUCAUUUAUCCAGAGAUAUUUUGCGAAAUCUGCUAUCUUUUAAGCUUCAACGUGAUUGAUUCUGUUCCAAAAGAAGAUGAUCAAAUAAAAUUCAUCAGAAUGAUCAGAGAAUUCGUAAUACAACUUCUCAAUCAAUCAACAGACGAUAAAAACUUACAUCAGAUACAAACAGCAAGAAAAUCUUUGUUAUUAUUAAUAAGAGAAUUAUUUAAGUCCCAAAAAUUUGCGGAACUCAUUGUAAAUGAUGCAAUCAUCGUAAGCUUCUUAAUCAUGUUCAUUUCUUAUGAUAAUACAAGGAAAUUAGUCUUAAAAAUGUUGAAAGGAAAUAUUACAAAAAGUGACAUAAUUAUUUCACACAUCAACUCGAUAAUUGUUACUAAUUUAAAGGUAUCCAGCAAAGGAAAGUUCAAUAUGAUGAAUGACCUGCUUGAAUACAUUAAUAAUGAAAGAGAAGUUGAAAUAUUUUCGAAUUUAGUGACAGAAAUCAUAAAUUUGUUGAAAAUUUGGAAUCCAGAAGAAGACACAGUUGAAUUUAUACACAAAACAAUUGAUUUCUUUAUAAGGAUCAAUGCUGAUUAUAAGACAAUUCGAAAUCUCGAAAUUCCUUUGUUCAAAAUCAAAAAUCACGACAAAGAUAUUUUGUUUUCUUUGAUUUCUUUGUUGUAUGGAUUUAGAACUGAUAUAAUUCUGUCGAGAGUUCCUAUUUCUCAUGUUUACGCACUUAACAUUAUUUAUACUUUAUACAAAGAAUCAGAUCUGAUUGAUGUUUUGAAUUUUGUUGAAAAUUUAUGUGAUUUUCAGAUUCAAAAUUUGGAAAAAAUGAGAGAAAGUGACUUUGAUUUACUUAUUUUGAAUGACAUAAAGAAACUUCGUGAUGAAAACUACAACAACAGCAAAUAUAUAAUUGAUUUAACUAAAGAUAAAAAUAAUGAAAUACAAAAGAAUCAAGAAGAAGAUAAAAAUAAUGGAGACAAAGAUAAAAAUGAAAUUGAACAAAAGAGUAAAGAAGAAAAUAUGAUUAAUAAUGAGAAAAAGGAAGAAAAUCAAGAAAUUAAAAAUGAUGAAACUAAAAAUAUAAAUGAAGAUAAACAAAAGAAUAAUGAAGAAAAUCAUAUUAAUAAUGAGAAAAAUGAUGGAAAUAAUGAAUCUGAAAAUGUUCAAACAUCUAGAAUUAGAGAAGAAAAUCAAGCAGAAAACAACAAUAGUGAAGCUAAAGAUGAUUUAAUUAAUGAUAUUAAAACUAUUUCAUUAGAUGAAGGAAAGAGAUUGGAAAAGAUAGAGAAGUUGUUCCAUAUUCUGUUGAAAAUUGUUUCAUUUAUUUCGAGUCCAAAAGUUGUUCAGUCAAUUAUUGAUUUAAUUUCACCGAAAAUAUACAAGAAUCAGUUCAUUUUGAGUGAGUUUCAUUUAGUUUUCAUUAAGAAACUACUCAAAAUAUUCCAAGACGAGCUAAUGUCGCCACUUGAAUCUCUUUCUCUUUCCGAUGUAAAUUCAAUUCCUCUCCAAGAAAAAGACAAAAAAUUUGACUCCAAAAACGGACUUCUUUUCAGUUCAUGGAUUUAUUUAUCAGAUACAAAUGACUUGUCCAAACUAAUCAAAAUAACACAAGAUGAUAAAAACAGUUUGCAAAUUUUGAUUUCUAAAAAUGGUUUCACAAUAAAUAAUGAACAGAUUCAAAUCGAUUUGGAAACAGAAAAAUGGUCAUUUUUAGCAAUUUUCGUCGAAAAAAACUUUGUCAAUAUACAAUUUGACAACAAUAUUUUGGUGCAAAAAUUUGAUAUUAAAAGUGAAAUUGUAAACGGAAAAGAACUAACAAUUGGAGGAACUUCGAAAUCUAAAAUCAGAAUGGGAAACAUUCAUAUCUCCCAAAACCAAGAAUUUCCUUGUCCAAAAUUGUUCGGAAUGGGUCCAAAAAAUAAUUUUGAUUCUUAUUAUUCUAUCACUGUGUCAAAACCGCAAAAUCAACAGAAUUUUUCAGAUGUUUUCUUCACUUUUUAUGAUGUUGAAGUUCUUCUUCCUUUAUUUGCGUUUUUGGAUGUCAAAAAUACAAAAGGUGACAAAACCGCCAAUUUAUUAGAAACUGUUUUUGAAUUAUUUAGGAUUAUGUUUUUAGUUAACAAGGAAAGUCAAAACAAAUUUGCUAAAUCGAAUGGUUUCUUUGUUAUCAAAUAUUUGCUGAUGAAUUCUGAUCCGAAAAAUCUUAAUUUUGAUUUAUAUUUGAUGUUUUAUAACUUGUUUUUAGUUUUAGAAGACGAAGAAGCAAAAAAACAGAUCUUUGUUUUGUUUUUAACCAAUUUUGACUUGUUUAAAUCUGAAGAAGUCCAAAAUUUGAUAUUAGAUCACAUUCUGUCAAAAUCAUUUUUACAAAAUACAAUUUAUUUUGAGAAGUUUACAACAUUUAGCGAUUAUUUGUCACUUUUGUUUACAACGAAUGCCAAAACAAUAAGAUCCAAGAUAUUGCAGCUUUGCUUUAAUAUGUCACAGAUUGUUUUCACUCAGAAAGAUUUUAAUUUAUUAGUUUCUUGUUUCGGAAUUUUUGUUGAUUCGCAAAAAGUCGAAAUUUCGAAUCUUUUUAUGAAAAUUUUGCAAAAUUCGCAGAAUAAUUUGGAAAAACUCAAUCCAAAGGACAUCUGGUUCACAUUUAACAAUAUCUACCAUUGUAUCAACUCUUUCACAGAUUCGAAUUAUUACUUUUUAAUUACAAUUAUUUGUAAAUUUUACAAAAAAAUUCCAGAUGAAAAUUUGACAUUAAAUGACCAUGUAAAUUUGUUAAUAAGACAUUUCUCAUCAUGUGAAACGAAAAUAUCAGAAAUUAUGCUGUCAGAUAUUGUUGAGUUGAUGACAAAAGAGUUUCCCGAAUUGUUCCCUUUGUUUUCUUAUUUUGUACAAAAAUCAAAUCAAAUUCAAUACUUCCAAAAAGUGACACCUUCUUCUCAAUUUAUUACAUCAUAUAAUUGGUGUCUAAAUGCUAUAAUAACUGCAGUUAAAUGCCAAGAUUUACACGAAACAGCCGCAAUUUUCUCUUUUCUUUGUUUUUGCUCGAGUUCUGAAUGGAGAAAAAUUUAUGAAACAAUAGAAAUUGUUUGUCAAGCAAAUGACAUAAAUUCAGAGGUUUACAAAAAGCGGUUUCUUAUUGUAGUUUCUAAUUACAUUUUAUUAUCUGAUUUUUCAAAUAUUGAAGAUAUUAUUUCGACAAUGAAUUUGAUUGUUUAUUAUUUAUUUUUCAAGAAAUUUAAUUUUUACAAUCAAAUAUUGAAAUCAGAUUUUGAAGCGUCACCUUUUAAAAAGUUGUCACUUUUUGAGAAAACGAACAACGUUGAGUAUAAUCCUGUUAAUUCUACAUGGGCAGCAUUAGGUGGAUAUAUGCCAGAAUUUGACAAAACCGUUGAUUCAAAUCUGACAUUUGAUAAUUUUAUUUGUUUUGGCCUUCAAACGUCUAUUGGAAAUGAAUGGAAAGAUUCAGAAGUUGCUUUGUUAUUUCUUGGUUUAAUUAAGAAAUAUAACAUUAAGACAUUUUAUAAUUUAGGAAUUAUUACUGCAGCUUUUUUGAUUACUACUAAUUUUAAUGAAUCAAUUGAAUGGUUUAAAUCAUUCAUGUUCGAAUCAGAGAGUAAUUUAAUCUACUUGAAUAUGUUUUCUCAUCGAUUGUUGAAAUACAAAAGUUUCCUUUCUAAUGUCAAACAAAAUUCCAGCUUGUUUGAAGAUUUCAACAAAUCAAUACAAAACGUAUUGAAUGAAUAUUCUAAUAUAACUGUUAUUAAUGUCAAUGAAUGCCAUUCUAAGAUAAAACAGUGUUCGAUGAAUUCGUUUAAGAAAUGCAGAGAAAUAAUCAACAGUAAUUUGGUUGAUUUCCAAAUUUAUUUGAGGAAAAACAUGAAAAAUGAUAGUAAUAUUUCUAAAUGUGAAAGGUCAUGGCACAAACUUUGGCAGAACUUAACAACUAUCGGUUCUCCUUGGUUCAUUUGCUCAAAUAGUUCUGAAGAAAUUAAAUGGAUGAGAUCACCUCACAUUUGUCAAAAUUUGUGUCCUAUGAAAUUGAAGAGAAACAAACACUUUGAUGACCAUUUGUUUGCAUCAUUCGCGAGAGACACAGGAUCAUUUAAAUCUGCCGAACAAAUGCUUUUGAACUACAGAGCACAAAACAAAGAAAAAGAUUUAGACAUUUUCAAGAAAGUUGUUGAUGAUUUCGACAAUUCUUUGGACAAUGAAAUAAAUCAGUCUCAAAGCCAAAUAUUCGUCUCUGAUUGCCAAAUCCGAAAGGUCACAGAAAAUGUCAAGGCUGUCUUAGUUCUCUAUAAACAUUCAUUGACAUUGACAAAAGAGAAAAAUGGUCAAACAAAAGAAAUUUUUUAUUCUGAAAUUAAUAACGUAUGUUUAAGGUUAGUUAUACAAAAACAGACUGCAUUUGAGCUAAUCUUGAAUGAUGGAAAACCAUACUUUAUUGAUAUCUUUACAGAUCCUAGUUAUGUUGUUAAUUUCAUUACAAAACAAAUGUCAAAAAAUGUCAAUCAUGAUUUGUCACUUUUCACCAAAAAAUGGGUUGAAAACAAGAUGUCUAAUUUCGAUUAUUUGAUGCAGCUUAAUUCCUUAAGUUCUAGAUCGUUUAAUGAUCCUUCUAUUUACCCUGUUUUCCCAUGGAUUCUUUCUGAUUACGUGUCAGAAAAAUUAGAUUUACAUGACAAAAAUGUUUUUAGAGAUUUAUCGAAAACUGUUGGCGCAUUAACCGAACAAAGACUACAAGAGAUCCUCCAGAAAGUAGAAGACAUGAAAUCCUUUGGACAACCCGCUUACAUGUACUCUUCUUACGCUGUUUGCCCAUUAAGUGUCUUUUUGUGGCUGAUUCGACUUGAGCCAUUCACGAAACUUCAUGUAGAUUUGCAGGGAGGAAGGUUUGACCAUGCAGCAAGAUUGUUCAACUCAUUGUACGAAGCUUAUAAACUUAUAACAACUUUGUUGAACGAUUAUAGAGAAUUAAUACCAGAAUUUUACUUUUCAAGUGAAUUUCUGACGAAUAUGAACCAUUUUGAUUUGGGACAAGCGAAUGGAAACAAUGUUAAUGAUGUUUUAUUACCUCCUUGGAGCCAUAAUGAUCCGAAUGAGUUUAUUUAUAAGAUGAGGAAGGCAUUGGAAUCUGAUUACGUAUCAGAGAACAUAAACAAAUGGAUUGAUUUGAUUUGGGGAGUUAAUUCUCGUGGAAAAAACGCUGAAUUAAAUCAUAAUACUUACAUCCAAGAAAUAUAUGGUGAAAUUUGGGACACAAACAUCACAGAUAGUUUCACCAUCAAACAAAUCAAAGCAAACUUGAACCACGUCGGCCAAGUUCCCCCUCAACUGUUUUUUGAAAAUCAUCCAGUCAAAAAACUUACGAAGUUCAAACCAGUCAGAGAUAAUUACAUCGAAGUUAUAGGAGAAGGAGAAUUGUUCUGUUCCCAAAUCAUUGAAGAUGAAGGUCAAAUUUUAGUUUUUGCUCGAAUUAACAACAAUAUUGAGAGAUUUACAUUAGAUCUCAAAGAAAAGAAUGUUGUUACCAAUAAGAAGACAAUAUUGGCUAAUACAACAGCUGCUUCUCUGUUCAAAUCAGAAGAAAAGAUGUUUAUUUUGUCAGAUGAUUGUUUGUUUUUAUCGAAAACAAAAAUUUUCCAAAAUGUUUCGAAAAACAAAAUUUGUUUUAGCGGAGAAUUCGUUGUCGCUUCAAUUAACACAAAUGUUGAAGUGUAUAAUCACAAGAACAAUACAAGAACAACUAUUCCUUUCUACGGAGAAGACGUGACAUGUCUUUGUUCUUCAGUUUCAUUCAAGAAUUUCGUUGCAGGAACGAAAAGUGGUCGGUUGAUUAUUUGUUCACUUUUUGAGGGCAGAAAAAUCAACUCUGUUUAUUUAGGAGAAGUCAGGCCAUUGCUUAUUACGAUUACUCCUUCGAUGGGCUACAUUGUUACAUAUGCUGUUGAAGGAACAAAUCAUUUUGUUUAUCUGCACAAUGUCAAUGGAUUUUUCAUUAAAAAGAAACAGAUUUCUGUUGAUAUCUUUUGCUGGGAAUCUUUUAGUAGUGAGAAAGGAAUUGACUACGUGAUAUUUGCUAACAAGAGAGGAGAUCUCUAUUGUUUCGACGCUUUCCUUCUUGAUAUAGACAACUAUUUCAUUCGCUGCGCAAGUGAAAUUUCUUCAAUUCACUUCUCUGUUUUUAACAGAGUUGUGAUAACAAUCCUGAAGAAAUGCACACUAGAACUUAUCCCAUUGGAAAUCAAAGAAGAUCAUUUUAUUUAG